This is a messenger RNA of Miscanthus lutarioriparius, 252 nucleotides long. The record is from the annotation of a GenBank genome assembly. NCBI's taxonomy places the organism in Eukaryota, Viridiplantae, Streptophyta, Magnoliopsida, Poales, Poaceae.
AUGCCGCAGAAGGUGGAGGCAGGAGCUGCUGCAGCUGCUGCCUUCCUUCACGAGAUACAUGUCCUCAGUCUGUUCUUUGUCUCUUUAUUUAGGAAAAUAAAAAAGGGAGUGCAUAUGAAAAGGUCACAGAAUGCUAGGAAAAUGAAAGCAAUUGCUAGGGCUGUAUCAAAGAAUGAAAAGUCUGAGGAGAAGAUCCAGAAAGCAAAAAGCAAGAAGACAAGAAUUCAGUCUGCCAAGUCUUUGUACGACUGA